This is a messenger RNA of Gadus macrocephalus (Pacific cod), 1227 nucleotides long. It is a transcript of the gene nkx3-1, whose product is annotated as NK3 homeobox 1. Gene Ontology annotation, cellular component: nucleus. The record is from RefSeq and is a predicted model, not a curated record. Gene Ontology annotation, molecular function: DNA-binding transcription factor activity, RNA polymerase II-specific; RNA polymerase II cis-regulatory region sequence-specific DNA binding. Lineage: Eukaryota; Metazoa; Chordata; Actinopteri; Gadiformes; Gadidae. The coding region runs from base 144 to 719 and encodes 191 amino acids. The transcript is spliced from 2 exons. Gene Ontology annotation, biological process: cell differentiation; regulation of transcription by RNA polymerase II.
UGCUGCCUUUAAUGGAUACGUUUAGGCUCCAGGCACUUCGAGGGUACAGGACACAAGUCUCACUGACUUCAGCCCGAAGCACUGAGUGCGAGGAGAAGGGAUCCUAAGAAGUGUUCAAUCUGUUGCUCGGGGGAACAUCGGACAUGUCUCACAGACCGCGACCGCUGACCUCCUUCCUCAUAGAAGACAUUCUUUCUACGGAUGAAAGUUCACGUUUAAACGGGUCUACGCUUUGGACACAGAAGACAGACACGGGUCCACAGUGGGACAAAUAUCCCGGAGAAGUCUCCAAGCAACACUUUCAGCAGUCCUACCUCGGAGUGCGCAAAGACGCGCAAUGUCCAGAGUCCGACGACCUCGAGGAGGACAGCCGCUUCACCGCCGCGGGAAAACAGAAGCGCUCCCGCGCGGCGUUUUCGCAUCUACAAGUCCUUGAACUUGAGAAGAAAUUCAACCACCAGAAAUACCUUUCAGCCCCGGAGAGGGCUCACCUGGCCACAUGCCUGAGACUCACCGAGACCCAGGUGAAGAUCUGGUUCCAGAACCGGAGAUACAAGACUAAGAGGAAGCAGACCAAAGACUUCCAGCAGCCGGAGAGCUGCGGGGUGGAGGAGCAGGAUAUCCUCCGCUCCUCCGUGCUCAGCUCCUUCUACCGGUCCUGUCUGUACCGACCUCUCCUCGGGGAGCUGGGCGGGCUGUGGGGGCCACCGUUCUGGUGAUGAUGGAAACAUGCCCAGCACAGUCGUGAGCGCACUUAACGCAUACUUUCGGAUAUUGUGCGAUAAAAAAACUUUUGAUUGUUUUUAAGAACACCUCUAUUUCGAUUUUUUUUUUUACAUGAUUUUAUUAAAAUCGAUAGGAGAGAGGAAACGCUCUUUAUCAAGAAUGCAUAUUAACAUAAUCUGAACUUAAUAACGAACAUUGGCUACUUUCAGUGGUUCAUCUCGGGUCCUCCUGAUAUACCAUGGAUACGGUACAGAGGGGUCGGGGGUAAAGCAUGUGUUACAGUUCACCAGCAUUUGUAAUAUCAUUUUAUUUUAUUUUUUUAUCUUUUUAUUGGAUUAUGCUUCUCCUUUUCCUUCGACCGUUUGUCUCCAGUCUCCAUAAUUGUUCAAUUAAUAUUGCGCCAUAUUUCUAUUUAUGGCAUGGGAGCUGUUACAAUGGCCUUAUUUUAUAACUGUUAUAACUGCGGGAAUUGAAAAUGUCUAAUAAAAAUGAGAAGAGAGA